AAGCGUAAUGAGCCUUUAUUGUGAAGGCGUAACCGGAAAUGACCACGUGACGACUACUAGCUGAGCACUGAGCAGUUUAACGAUCGGCGGCUGCUCUUCGUGCGUCGCUUUCACACUGCGCGCACACUUUUAGUUAAAAUGAGCUCCAUAGGGACCGGGUACGACCUGUCAGCGUCCACCUUCUCACCUGACGGCCGAGUCUUCCAGGUGGAGUACGCCAUCAAGGCUGUGGAAAACAGCAGCACAGCCAUCGGAAUCCGCUGUAAAGACGGUGUGGUGUUUGGUGUGGAGAAGCUGGUAUUGUCCAAACUGUACGAGGAGGGCUCCAACAAGCGCAUCUUCAACAUUGACAGACACGUCGGCAUGGCAGUGGCGGGUCUCCUGGCUGAUGCGCGUUCGUUGGCGGAAGUGGCCCGGGAGGAGGCGUCCAACUUCAGGUCCAACUACGGACACGACAUUCCCCUCAAGCACCUGUCGGAGCGUGUGGCCAUGUACGUGCACGCCUACACCCUGUACAGUGCCGUGCGACCCUUUGGCUGCAGCUUCAUCCUGGGCUCCCACGACAAAGACGACGGCCCGCAGCUCUACAUGGUCGACCCUUCCGGCGUCUCUUAUGGCUACUGGGGGUGUGCCAUCGGAAAAGCCAAACAAGCUGCCAAGACAGAAAUUGAGAAAUUACAGAUGCGGGAGAUGACGUGCAGAGAGCUGGUAAAAGAGGUUGCCAAAAUAAUCUACAUCGUCCACGACGAGGUGAAGGACAAAGCUUUUGAGUUGGAGCUCAGCUGGGUCGGAGAAGUCACAAACGGACGCCACGUGCUCGUGCCCAAAGACGUCCGAGAGGAGGCGGAGAAAUACGCCAAGGACUCGCUGGAGGAGGACGACGACUCGGACGAAGACAACAUGUAAACAUUUUUUUUGUGUGUUUUGUUUUGAAAAUAAAAGUUGUUCCCUGUA
This is a messenger RNA of Entelurus aequoreus (snake pipefish), 954 nucleotides long. Its product is annotated as proteasome subunit alpha type-3. The record is from RefSeq and is a predicted model, not a curated record. Lineage: Eukaryota; Metazoa; Chordata; Actinopteri; Syngnathiformes; Syngnathidae. The transcript has 11 exons. Gene Ontology annotation, cellular component: proteasome core complex, alpha-subunit complex; synapse; proteasome core complex. The coding region runs from base 139 to 906 and encodes 255 amino acids. Gene Ontology annotation, biological process: ubiquitin-dependent protein catabolic process.